Messenger RNA from Tuber aestivum (summer truffle), 3917 nucleotides. The record is from the annotation of a GenBank genome assembly. NCBI's taxonomy places the organism in Eukaryota, Fungi, Ascomycota, Pezizomycetes, Pezizales, Tuberaceae.
GGGCAACAUCGCCAGGCGCACCGCAACCAGGGUGUCCGGUCAUGCACUUUGCGGUGGUGGUUGGCGUGAUAGCUGCGAGCGUCUCUACAGUGCUUAAUCUGGGUGUGCUUCUGCGCCCUUACUUUCCCACCUUGCCUACCGUACCACAUCGAACUGUCCCUCGCUCCCAAUCUCACUGUAUUCGUUGUACGAGUAGAAUCCCUCUCACCCUUUCCCCUCCAUCAAUCUUAUCGUCAUCACGCACACUCACUUCCAUCUCAUCACCAAUACCGCUACGCCUCUUUUCACCCCUGAUUCCAUCCUUCGUUUCUUACCCCCGUGACUGUGACGGACGGACGGACGGAAGGAAGGAGGCGAGAGGGAAAAGGGUAACACAUACCGGUACCGUGCUCAAAAAUCGUGUCAUACCCAACCUCUCCCGUACGAGUCCCGUCAGGUCAGUACAUACACUUCUUUUGCUCCCAUCAGAACCGACUUCUGUCAAUUCGCCCAGGCCAUCGCUCCAUUACCGGCUCGUUCUGUUCCCCUCUCACCUAUCUGCUGAACCCCCCCUUGCAUUGGUUACCACUUCAUUGCGAGAAGGACAGAAGAAGGGGAGAGGGACCAUCCGACUCGACUGGUGAGACCGGGGGUUCCCGUCACUUCUGCCGUUCUGACGGUGCCAGGUAGUCACGGUAGAGGUUGAGGGGAAAAUAAUAAUAAUAGGCGGAACAGAAAAAGGAAGGUUUGAUAAUAUAUCGAUCCCGGUAGUGGAGGGUUCCUAUAAUUCCGUAAUAUUUUUUUCUCUUUCUGUACGAUACCUCUGGCUAUCCCGGGGGGGGGGAAAAAGGAAAGAAAGAGGGCAGUGUCACAAUUUACAUUCAAAAAAUUCUGCUCGCUGAAUGCCACCGACCCCGCCGCCCACGAGUACCGACAACAAUCGAGAGCAGCUGGGCCCAAACUACCCGGACGCUCGCCACUAUCAGCCGCUGCCCGAUUCCCCCGACUCUCCACCGACCCCGCCACCACUGUCGGAGGCCAGGAAACAGCAGCGGCACCAACAACCACAAUCAGACUUACUCGGGGACUCGCCAAACCUACACUCUUCUCCGGACCGCAAGCAGGGCCCUGUAAGAGAAGGGGCGGAAUCCGUAAGGGUCAAAGUCUCGGAGGUACCGCCAUCAUCCGUGAUAGGGGAAGUUUUCGCCACGGGGGAUCUGAUACACUCUGGCUCUGACCUGCUCGUUCCCGAAGACGGCGACGGCCACUCGCAAUCUUACACACGAGCCGCAUCAGCAGCCCCAGCGGUUGUAACAGCCUCCACCUCUGCCACACUCACACCCACCUCCACCACCGCGACUACAACCGCCGUUACAACACCUCACGCCUGUCCAUCCAUUGUCCCAGAUCCGCUUGGGAAAGACAACGGGGAGGGUAACGACGAAUUUUACGAUCUCGCAGCCCUGAGAAGCACCGGUCUCUACCGAAGAAGCGGUGCUCUUGAGAAGCACGGUAGGGGUCAAGUUCCCACCGGUCUUGUGCGCCGGGGAAUUGGAAUUGUGAAGAGAGGCGAGCUUGGAGACUACGUUAGAAGGGACGGAGAUAUUAGUUCUUCUGCUGCCCUUGGUAGUGGAAGACUGGAGAACGCCGAGUUGGCGGGAAGAUACGGUGCGCUUUUGCCCCGAGCCCUUAACAUCCCCCGUGUCAUCCAUUGUUGUUGCCUUUGGCCAUGCUUCUGCUGUGCUCCUACGACCGCUUGCUGCCUAUCCCCCACCCAUCCAUCCGUCCAUCCGCCCCUCACUCUCCUUUCCCUGCCAGCCUGUGUUUGUUGGGAUUCCCCCACCCUCAAGUCUGUUUUUUUAUAUUUUUACCUUUUAUUCUAUUCUUUCUAUCCUCCUGCCUGGCUGACAUGAACCUCCGCACGUGUGUGCACAUCUAUCGAUGAACCUAGCCCAAACACGUUCCCCUCCUCAACACCCUACCUCCACCACCCUCCAAACCUCUCCGGUUCAUUCGCAUUCGUCGGACCAAUCUGUGUCUGAAGAGGAGGAAAACUCGGAAGUAGAGGAAGAGGAAGAGGAAGAGGAAGAGGAAGACGAUAUGGAGGAGGAAGAGUCCUGGAUCGGCAACUUUUGCUCCAUGGUAGGACAUGAAUACUUUGCUGAAGUCACAGAAGAGUUCAUCGAAGAUGAUUUCAAUUUGACAGGUUUAGGCCAGAUGGUUCCUAUGUGAGUGGUCUUGAUUUGUUUUAUUCGUUUUUGUUUUUUUUACCUGCUACGGAAGGAUGUUGUGCCCUUUUCCCGUUCCGCUAUCAUGGCUGCUUUUGAACGAGGCACGACAUUUCCCCAUCCUUUUUUGUUCGUAUUUUCACUAUUUUGGAAUUACGCGCUGAUCCCUUUUUUCUGGCAAAGGUACAAAGAAGCUUUGGAAAUGAUACUCGAUGUGGAGCCUGAAGACGACUCCGAUAGCCAAGGGUCCGUAUCCGAGUCGCUGUCCGAGCAAACUGGCGCUCAAGGGGGAGCUUACCGUCGUCGCUCAGCUCAUAUGCGCGUGGCCUCCGAUUUAUCUGCCAUCGAAACAUCCGCCGAAAUUCUUUAUGGCCUUAUCCAUCAGCGAUUCAUCACAUCCCGCCAAGGUAUUCAGAUGAUGUAUGACAAGUAUUUGGCGAAUCACUUUGGGUUCUGUCCACGAGUGUACUGUACCCAAGCCCGAGUCCUUCCCUGUGGAUAUUCGGAUACUCCCAGCGUGGAGACAGUUAAGCUUUUCUGCCCAUCAUGCUGCGAUAUCUAUGUUCCGCCAAACUCCCGAUUCCAGACAGUUGACGGCGCUUAUUUCGGAACCACAUUUGCCUCGCUGUUUUUGAUGACUUUUCCGGAGCUGGAUACAUCUGGUAAUGGCCGCAAGGAGGUUUUGUCUGGCGCCAGUCUGAAUUCCGCGGGUGGUAAAAAAGGAGGGAACCAGGCCGGUGCUCCAUACAUCAACGGGGUAUUGGCUACAAACCUCGCUCCUGGGUUAGGAAGGGGGAAACAAUACGAGAUGCGUAUCUAUGGAUUUCGUGUAUCGGAGCGAGCGCGCAGUGGGCCGAGGAUGGGCUGGCUGAGAAGUCGUCCAGAGGAUAUAUCCUUGUUGGAUGAAACAGCAAAGUCCGGGUUAGCAGCGGGGGAGGAGGAGGAGAUCGAAUAUAGUAGCGAGGAGGAAGGAUUGGAGGACAGUGAGGGGGAGGAAGAAAGCGCCGAUGAGGACGAAAUGGCCCUGGGUGGGGACAGCAUUGCUGGUUCUAGACUGGAGACAUCGAGACGUGGCGGGAUAACUCCUAUGGAUACAAACGGAACCGGUUUUGCAAGGUGAGUGGAGUGGAGCGGCGCAUCGACCAUAUCUUGCACCAAGUGGGGAACUGUUCGUCUUUGAAGGGAGAAGAGCAUUCGGACCCCACUUUUUUUUGUUUGCUAUUGCUUUAUCUUCUACUGCAACACUUGGUAUUUUAUUAUUAGUCGCUUUUUUCCCCUUGGGCUUUUUCCCCCUUCAUUUUUUUUUUCAUUGAAUUACUAGAGGUAGUACUAGCCGGUGCAAGCUAUGGGUGAUUGUUGUUGAUGAUGAGAAUUGAAAACUCGCUGGAACUUACAGAAAAUUAUCAAAACAGGAGACGGUUUAGAGACGCGUUUGGAAGGAGAGAAGGGGAAGGUGGAGGAAUUUCAUGGGUGGAGAAGAAGAAGAAAAAGGAUAGGGGUGUAUAUACCAUGUUGUCCCUCUUAUAUUCGUACCUUUUGUGUUCUUUGGACAUCUUCAGUCCUAUCCUACAUUUUUCCUUUUCUUUUUGUUCUCCUUGUGGCUUUUGAGAUUGUGGUGUUUCUAUAUAAGUCAUGCCUCGUUGGUUGGAUUUGUCUAGAAACAAUGGCCUCGCUAUCUAAUUAAUUAUACUGGGAUCUUUUUUGUGCAGC